This is a messenger RNA of Bufo bufo (common toad), 1275 nucleotides long. RefSeq names its product zonadhesin-like. The record is from RefSeq and is a predicted model, not a curated record. Lineage: Eukaryota; Metazoa; Chordata; Amphibia; Anura; Bufonidae. The transcript has 4 exons. The coding region runs from base 1 to 1275 and encodes 424 amino acids.
AUGUGUGGUAACUUCAACAACAAGAGACCAGAUGACUUCCUGAUGCCAAAUGGACAGUUGGCCCAGAAUUCUAAUGAAUUAGGAAAUAGUUGGAUAGUCUAUGACAAAUCUGAUCCAACAUGUACAGAUGUACCCACUCCAACUCCACCCACCACGUGUCCUCCAGAGAAAAAGAACCUGUAUGAAAGUGAUACAUUCUGUGGUAUACUAACAAGUAAAGAUGGCCUGUUUAACAUAUGUCACUCUGUAGUCGAUCCUGACAGCUUCUUUGAAAGCUGUGUGUUUGAUUUCUGUGCUUUAGAUGGAGGCAAAGAUGUUUUGUGUAGUGCCUUACAAGCAUAUGCUGAUGCCUGUCAAAAACAAGGAGUCACCAUUCCAAACUGGAGAAACAUAACAUCAUGUGGGGGUCAAGACUGUCCAGGUAACAGCCAGUACAAUGAAUGUAUGACCGCAUGUCCCGCUACCUGCCUGGACCUACAUGCUCCAGAGAAAUGCAGCUCUCCUUGUGUGGAAGGGUGUGAAUGUAAUAAUGGUUAUAUCCUCAGUGGAGGAAUUUGCAUUUCUGAAGCACAAUGUGGAUGUUGGUACAAUGGCCAAUAUUACAAUAGAGAUGAAGAGUUCAUUGAAGGAAACUGUGAGAGAAGAUGUCAGUGUCAAGAAAACAAUAUUGUAUCUUGUCUACCAAUGUCUUGUCCAGAAGAUGAAAUCUGCAAGGUACAAUAUGGUUUUCUGGGCUGCUACAAACCAAGCACAGCAAUCUGCCAUAUUUAUGGAGACCCCCAUUACUCUACAUUUGAUGGCACACUUCAUCACUUCCAAGGAUCGUGUAACUACACUGUGUCGGAGACUUGUGCCAAUACAUCGCACAGCUUUAGUGUCACUACACGCAACGAACACAGAGGUAACCCAAGCUGGACGGCCAUUAGUUCUGUUGCCCUGACUGUCGACGAUGUACACAUUCUGAUACAGAAGAACAAUAUUGUGCAUGUUAGCAAUGCUUUAGUUACUCUUCCUACGAAUGUGUCUGGCAUAAGUAUCAUAAAAAGUGGGCAGUAUGUAGUAGUGAAUACCAACUUUGGACUCCAAAUUAAAUUUAAUGGAGAUCAUGAGUUAUUUGUUAUAGUGGAUGAAAGAUACAAAGAUUUAUUAUGUGGUUUAUGUGGCACCUACAAUGACAACCGCCUUGAUGACUUCAUAACACCUGAUGGCAGCAUUGCAACUGAUGUCAAUGACUUUGGAAAUAGCUGGCGAGUACCAGAUGAUGGUUGGCCGUGA